GACACAGUGUUCCCUAAAAGCCAUCCAGUUCCCGGGGAGCAUCAGCAGCCGCAAUUCCUCUGCUCCGCACAGAAAAUACACUUGACCUUUUCUUUGCCUUCUGGUGUUUUUUAUGGGUUUACAAGCAAAAGGAUGUGAGUUUUCCAGCUGGUUAUGAAUCUUUGCGAUUUCUCUGACUUCUGUCUGACGCUGGGGCCACCACGAUGCUGCCGCUGUGCAAAGAAAACCGGCCUGAAUUACCUCAGCGAGAGCUUUUUCAUGGUGAAAGGUGCAGCUCUUUUCUUACAGCAAGGAAACAGCUCCCAGGGCCAGAGAAGCCUCCAGCAUCCCCACAAACAUGCAGGUGACUUGCCCCAGCACCUCCAGGUGAUGAUCAACCUCCUGCGCUGCGAGGACAGGAUCAAACUGGCCGUGCGUUUGGAGAGCGUGUGGACCGACCGCGUGCGCUACAUGGUGGUGGUGUACAGCAGCGGGCGGCAGGACACCGAGGAGAACAUCCUGCUGGGAGUGGACUUCUCCAGCAAGGAGAGUAAAAGCUGCACUAUAGGAAUGGUUCUUCGCCUGUGGAGUGAUACUAAAAUCCACCUGGAUGGGGAUGGUGGCUUCAGUGUGAGCACUGCAGGGAGGAUGCACAUCUUCAAACCUGUGUCGGUGCAAGCCAUGUGGUCUGCUUUACAGAUCCUCCACAAAGCCUGUGAAGUUGCCAGGAGGUACAACUACUUCCCAGGGGGGGUGGCCUUGGUGUGGGCCACCUACUACGAGAGCUGCAUCAGCUCGGACCAGAGCUGCAUCAAUGAGUGGAACGCCAUGCAGGACCUGGAGUCCACCCGCCCCGACUCCCCAGCCCUCUUUGUUGACAAGCCGACGGAACGGGAACGAACGGAGCGGCUCAUUAAAGCCAAGCUCCGGAGCAUCAUGACCAGCAAGGACCUGGAAAAUGUGACUUCCAAGGAGAUCCGAAACGAGCUGGAGAAACACAUGAACUGCAACUUGAAGGAAUUCAAGGAAUUCAUAGACAAUGAAAUGCUGCUGAUCCUGGGUCAGAUGGACAAACCAUCCCUGAUUUUUGAUCAUUUGUACCUGGGCUCCGAGUGGAACGCUUCCAACCUGGAGGAGCUGCAGGGCUCGGGCAUUGACUACAUCCUGAAUGUCACCCGGGAGAUCGACAACUUCUUCCCAGGCCUGUUCGCGUACCACAACAUCCGCGUGUACGACGAGGAGACCACGGACCUGCUGGCACACUGGAACGAGGCUUAUCACUUCAUCAACAAGGCCAAGAAGAACCACUCCAAGUGCCUGGUGCACUGCAAGAUGGGCGUGAGCCGCUCGGCAUCCACCGUCAUCGCCUACGCCAUGAAGGAGUUCGGCUGGUCCCUGGAGAAGGCCUACAACUACGUGAAGCAGAAGCGCAGCAUCACGCGGCCCAACGCCGGCUUCAUGCGGCAGCUGCUGGAGUACGAGGGCAUUUUGGAUGCCAGCAAGCAGCGCCACAAUAAACUGUGGAAGCAGCAGGCAGAGAGCAACCUUCCCCAGAGCACCGACGGCACCACGGGCUCAGGAGACUUCUUAUUGGAGAGCUUGGACAUCGACCUGGAAAACCGCCUGGCUGACCUGGACAUGCCUUCCCAGUCUGCCUACCUGGACAACCGGGCCGGCUCCGAGGGCUUCGGGUACUGCUUCCGCCGCCUCUCGGACACGCUGCUGGAGAACAAGAUUCCCGGGGACAGGGAGGGCUUCUUCCACAUGGAGCAGCUGGAGCGGGAUGCCAUGGUGGGACAGCCUCCAUCUGCACCAUCCCAGGGGAGGCUGCUGGAGAUGGAAAAGGCCCCGGAGAGAACGGAGCCACUGGCAGAGCUGGGCGGCUUCUGUGAGAAAGAGGCAAAGAAGAAACUGGACUUCAGCCCCAGGAAGGGAAGGAUGGUCCUUGGGGAGCCAGGGGAGGACGGUGUCAGGGAGGAAAAUCCCAUGGAAAAGUGGAAGCGGCGUUUGUCCAUGCACAAGGAGGAGAGCAGGCUCAAUAGGGAGAACUUGAAUAACAACAACAGCAAAAGGAGUUGCCCAGAGGAUUUUGAGCACGAUGCCGUGUUCGGGAUCCUCAGCAAGGUGAAGCCUUCCUACCAGUCCUGCACUGACUGCAUGUACUCCUCAGCAGGGUUGGCCCCCGACCCCUUCGGGGAGCAGUGCGAGAGGCUCGGCGCCGGCGCCGCGCGGCGCAGCAGCACCAUCUGCACCCAGCCCCCCCUCCUGUCCCACCUGCACUCCCACCUGAUGGAACACCUGCCCAGCAGGGCCCCCCCUGAGGAGCCAGGCAGAACUAAACAUAACGAGGCUCCGCUCCCUCUGGCACCAGGAGCUGGGGCUGUGGAGGUUGGCACGUGCAGGUCACUGGAUCAGCACUGUGGCCUUUUGGAGAGAGGGAAAGAUGCGCCAAAAACCCCCGAAAAAACUCUGCUGCCCAGGAGAAACUCCCACUGUGACAGGAGCCUCCUUCACGCAGAGAUGGUGAGGGAAGAGUCUCUGGCCAGAAAGGACCCCAGACCUACCAAGGACCUGAAGUACCUGUUGUUCAGCAAAGACUUGGAAAAGCCGAGCGCCAACAGUUACCUGAUGCAGCACCAGGAGUCGCUGCUCCAGCUGCAGAAAGCAGGGUUGGUCAGGAAGCACACCAAAGAGCUGGAGCGCCUCAAGAGCCUGCCCUCAGAUGCCUCAGCGCUGCUCAGGGACAGCCCCCUGGGCAGGGUCGACUCCAGCAUCGUGGAAGAAAAUGAGGACUUGAUGGCCCAUCCUGGCCUGGUGCCUCUCCUGACGCCGGCCCCACUGGUGCCCGGAGACGCCGAGAACGACGUGGAGAAGCUGGGGGUGAAGCGUGUCCUGGAAGGGAUCUCCCAGAAAACCUCCACGCCGGCCGGGUGCCGCAUGGAGCACACGAGCAGCUUCACCAAGGACUUCCUGAAGACCAUCUGCUACACCCCCUCCUCCUCCCGCAGCUCCAACCUGACACGGAGCUCCAGCAGCGACAGCAUCCACAGCGUGCGGGGCAAGCCCGGGCUGGUGAAGCAGCGCACGCAGGAGAUCGAGACCAGGCUGCGCCUGGCUGGCCUCACCGUGUCCUCACCCCUGAAAAGGUCCAAUUCCCUCGCCAAGCUGGGAUGUCUGAACCUGUCCUCGGAGGACUUGUCGAGUGACGUGGACGUGGCCACCAUCACGGACUCCAAGGAGGCCGUGUCCAGCGAGUGCUCCGUGCUCUGUGAGCCCCCGCUGAGGAGCGCGGACGGCACCUCCAAACCCGGGGUGAAGCCUCUGACUGGGAACUUGAAGAACACGCUUUGGAUGGGCAAAAGUUGAUGUCUUGCAGGGGGAGGAGGGGGCUGGAGCAUUUGGGGGUUUGCAGCAUUUAUUCAUUACACCAGUGCUGUUUUAUCAUCUGAUAGUUGCAGUAGCUCAUCUGGUGCCACCUCCUCGUCCCCUCUUUGUGCUCCAAGAGAGGAGGAAAGAACCACGAUGGGUCACAAUGAAGGGCACAAGGGAAAUAAAAUGUGUUGCAUGGCUUAGAGGAGGACUUGGUGUGUGACUUGCCUGUUGUCCUGCAGGAUACUCUUCCUAGUACUGUUUGCCAAGUGUAAUAAUGUGGAUUUGUGUGUGGUUAUGGAUAGAUAUUUGUAUCUCUAUCUAUAUCUAAAAUGCUGAAAUAUUCUGUUUCAAAGACUCAAAAUAAUUAUUCAUGACUUUUUUUUACAGAACAAACACAAGUCUCUGUUUAAACAGGGCACUUGUGGAAAAUCCUUAAAAUGGUGACACGCACACUACCUCUGUUCUCGCUGGCUUUUUGUCCUGGUUUAUUGUUUGGGGCUUUUAUCCAAAAGGCUUUUCCCAGAAUUCUUGCUGUUAUUUGAAGGAAUUCCUUUAGCUGUAAAGGCCUGGAGGAGUGUGGACACAGAGGCUUCCCCAGGCCUUGCUGGGAGGUGACAAGAGUGCUGAGCUGUGUCCUUGGGGACACUGUGACCUGAUGUCACCCUGGCUGUUGCUGUCACAGGUGUUGUGUUCUUGGGGUGUUUUGCUGUCGUUGUGGUUGGUGUUGUCCCAGUGCUGACAGAGCCUGGCCAGUGGUUGCCUGUGGACCCUCGUGAUGUGAAGCUGUGUCAGUGUCGUGGGUGCUCUGGGGACCCUCUGUCACUGGGCUGUGGGUGACGUGAGGUGGCCGAGGAGGGGUGGCUCUCCUGGACCCCGGUAGGUGACAGUGUUUGUGGUUGUGCUGUCGGUUUUGUAGGAUGGUCCCUGUGCCCAGGGAGCUGCUGGAGGAGUCCUGGGUGUUGUUUAUGGUGGGCAUCAGGAGUUUGGGUGCCACAGGCAGGCUGGGGCUGUCCCAGAGCUCGCAGGGCUGUGUGUGAGAGCCCUGCUGGGGGAGCAGUUGGACAGAAACACGGACACGCUCUUAGAGAGGGAUGUUGGAGGAAGGGUGGGCAGCCAGGGGCUGUCUGUGCUCUCAGUCCAGUGUUACCCCCUCCUGCCAGGGCUGCUGCUUGGAUUCCCUAGGGAAUUCACAUUUUCUGUGAAUACUUUUGGCAGCCAGCCUGGUCGAGAGCUGCUCCGUGCGAGCCCUCACUGAGUCCAGAGGGAAGAGCUUGGGAAGCGAGCAGGGGAUGUGCUCCAAACCUCGGUGCCCCCAAUCCCAUCUGAGGCCUUGUGCCUUUGGGUGAUGUUUUGAAGUCGAUUUGGGCGGUCAAAGAGGUGGAUUUGCUCACCCUGGCUGUGAGUGGGAGUAUUCCCACAUUUUAAAAUCUCCAUGGAAAGGCUUCCUUGCAACUCCCCUCUGAGGUGGGGCAGAGCCAGGCUGCAGCAGCUGCUCUGAACUGUAUUGAUUGAAAAUCCAGUGUCUUGAGGAAGGGAGCUGUGCAUUUUCCUGCCCUGAAUGCCUGGAGUUCCCUUUUUCCCCUUAAGUAUAAGAUCCUGCAUGUUUCAUUUGUGUGAGGAAUUGUAGGGACAGGCAAUCAGUGAAUAAUUGUCCCUCCUGAAAGAGUCUGAAUUUGAUUUGCACUUGCUGCACCCGGGAGAGCUGGUGUGGAGCAAAAGCUGCUUUGGGAGGGAAGUUUGCAGGAAGUACCUGUUGUUUGGGCUUGUUUGGGCUGAGGCAGCGCUGGGUCAUGCUCAGGGCAGGAUGAAACCCCACAAGCCAGGGCCGGAUCCAUUCCCUGUAUUUGGAUCAUCUUUAUCCUCCUUUGCACCUAGAUUCAGAUUUGGGAAGGGGCAAACAGGAGGUCCCCGGGCUGUUGGGUGCCGCAGGGUCGGAGCAGCACCUGGGGAACCUCCCUGUCCCAUCCCCGGGACAAUUCCACCGUCACCCUCGGCUCGCCAGGGCUGCCCGCAGGUUAUUGUUCUCUGUGUGCUGCCGACCCUUCCCAUCACUGCCCGGUUGAGGGAGGAGGUGCUGGGAACGGUUUGAAUGAGUUUGCAAAAUUCCGUGAACUGAUACAAGUGAACAUCUGAUUUCCUUCCUGUUUCUCGAGUGCCUGCCGAGUUCUGCCGCGUCCAACCCGCCGCGUUCCGGGGCUCAGCUCGGCACCCUCCGCCUUCCCCUGCUGCUGCUCCCGCCUGGCUCUGGCUGGAUCAGCCCCAGGCUUCACUCCGGGCUCGGGGCUCCUUCCGUGCGUGCUCGGGAUGCAGACACGGCUUGGUGGGAGCUGCUCCGGGAGCUCCGCUGUGCCAUUCCCGGGGGGUUGUAGCCAAACUCCCCAGUCCCGUCGGGUUUGUUGCAUGACAAGGUUGAUGUGCUUGUCCUCCCCACGUGUCGUACGUGUCCUUACGAUGGAGUGCCUUACUCAUAGUUUACAAACACUGUGUAUCUGCUGAGCUGUUGGACUCUGCUGUUUGCUGUUCUCUAGGGAGUUUUUGGUGCUUUUGGUGUUUCCGAUGGCAGUGAGGCCGUCCCUCCUCCUGUCCUGCCCUCCUGUCCCCGCCGAGCUCGGCACGGCUCACCUGCUACCGCUUCCCUCUGCUCUGGGCAUGGCAGAACCAAAGGGCUCCGUGACAGCCGCGGUGCCUGUGGCUGCUCCCGGUGUCCCCAUUUAUCCCAUGUAUCUAUGCAUCGCUGCCGGAACGCGGGCGGGGUGUGCAGGGACACAUCCCAUCACCGACCACGCUUUGCUCGGCAGACCCAAACCCUGUCCCGUCCUGCCAGAAAUCCUGAAAUGCACAAACCGGCACCUUAUUCCCGGUCCAGGUGGUGUCGCUCCGUGUGGCAGCAGUGCCCGACCUCCCGGGAGUCCUUCCCGUGCCGGCGGGGUUUGUCCCGGCCGUGUCACCGACUCCCCGCGGAGCGGUGGGGACAGUCCCGGUCAGUCCCUGAGGAGGGGGUGAGUGACGUGUAGCUGUUCUGUGCAUUGCUGUACUCCAUAACAACGUUCCUUUAUUCCAUGGUAUUUCUUAUCCCAAUUUUAUAUGGAAAUCUGCAGGAUUUUUGUACUGUAUGCCCGCGGGAGGGAUGCAUCAUGCACUUUUUUUUUUUUUUUUUUUUUUUUUUUUUUACUUUUGUUUGUAAAAAUGUCCUGGAUAUUUUAUGUUUAUCUUGUGAGGAAAAACAAAUAAACUUUUUUUUUUCCUUUUACAAA
Messenger RNA from Haemorhous mexicanus (house finch), 6605 nucleotides. RefSeq names its product slingshot protein phosphatase 1 (gene SSH1). Gene Ontology annotation, molecular function: protein tyrosine/serine/threonine phosphatase activity; actin binding. Gene Ontology annotation, cellular component: cytoplasm. Lineage: Eukaryota; Metazoa; Chordata; Aves; Passeriformes; Fringillidae. Gene Ontology annotation, biological process: negative regulation of actin filament polymerization; actin cytoskeleton organization; protein dephosphorylation. The record is from RefSeq and is a predicted model, not a curated record. The transcript has 14 exons. The coding region runs from base 154 to 3345 and encodes 1063 amino acids.